CCGUCGCGCGUCGCACGCGUCCCCCGGCUGCUCUGCGGCCUGUAACUCGCGCUAAUACGCUGAAAAAGUACACCAAACUACCAACUUGCCUAUCAACCUAAACAUGUGUCGUUCCCAAAUGUUCCAACACCAAAUAGGGAUGCCAACUGCCCAAAGCAUUUGAAAAUGUCACUUGAUACAUUUCACGUGCAACGGAGUGCGUUUCAUGUAAACAAAUAAUCGAAUGCGUUCCGAUUGACGAUCGAUGUUGAUAAAAUAGUUUAAGGUUAAGUUUGUUGAACUUUUUUCGCACACGUCGGCUUCGCUGUGACGUGAGGAGUGCACUAACUAGAUUAGAUACGCUAAGCUGUAAUCAUAGAGCUUAGCGAACGAACAUCCUUUUACUUUAAUGCUACAGUGACCAUGAAGUGUAAAAAUAUUUAAAACGAUCAUAUCUUUAACAUAUCUUUGUGUAAUAGACAUAUCCAUAUAACAUAACAUAUCAGUGUUUAAUCCUAACGGUAAGUGAAUAAAGUUAUACAUAAGUGUACAUAAGUGUAAGUGUAAAGAUAUCACUGUUAAAUAAGAAAGUGAAAAUGUCGGAACGCUUCAAGGUGACUAAAUUCGAUGAGCCUUCGGGCAAAACUUUCAAGAACUACGGUGCUACGUCUGCUGAGAACGACGUGGAGCUGAAAGGAAAGCUUCUGCCGGAUUCAGGUGACACCGACGAACAUGGCCUGCCCAAGGAUAAGGACAAGGGAUGCGACACCACUCUAUAUCUAUACCAUGAGGAAAUCGAAGACAGACCCCGAGCAGCUACCUUCCUUAGUUCUCUGGCAGACUAUUCAAACACAAUCCCCACUGCAUCUGCGGCGGAUCCCGAUGCACCCAAGCCAGCUCCCCCGGCCCGCAUGGGCACCCUCAUCGGCGUAUACCUCCCCUGCAUACAAAACAUCUUCGGCGUAAUCCUCUUCAUCCGUCUCACGUGGGUAGUUGGAACUGCUGGCGCUAUCCAGGGCUUCUUGAUUGUGCUUACUUGCUGUUGUACGACAAUGUUAACAGCGAUAUCAAUGUCGGCGAUUGCAACGAACGGCGUGGUGCCCGCGGGCGGGUCUUAUUUCAUGAUCGGUCGAUCAUUAGGUCCUGAAUGUGGAGGCGCAGUCGGUAUGCUCUUCUAUACAGGAACUACUCUAGCCGCGGCCAUGUACAUAGUCGGAGCUGUAGAAAUUGUACUGACGUAUAUGGCUCCGUGGAUGUCCAUAUUCGGUGAUUUCACAAAGGAUCCAGAGGCCAUGUUUAACAAUUUUCGAGUUUAUGGAACUUGUUUACUAUUAGUUAUGGGCAUGGUUGUGUUUGUUGGAGUUAAAUUCGUUAACAAAUUCGCGACGUUAGCACUCGCCUGCGUCAUACUUUCUAUAACUGCUGUCUACGUUGGUAUCUUUGUGAACUGGAAUGGAAAUGAUAAACUUCAGAUGUGUGUGCUUGGAAAACGCUUAUUAAAAGAUAUACAUAUAAACAAUUGCACUAAAGAUAUUGACGGUGAAUUGCAUCAAGUAUUUUGCCCUAACAAUACUUGCGACCCCUAUUAUCUAUCACAUGAAGUUAGCGUGGUGCAAGGAAUCAAGGGUUUAGCAAGCGGAGUGUUUUUUGAUAAUUUACAAGAUUCAUUUCUUGAAUUUGGUCAAUAUCUAGCAUAUGGCAAGGAACCGGACGAUAUAGAACAAAUGGAAAGGCCUACAUACAAUCAAAUUUACGCUGAUCUCACUACUACGUUUACUAUUCUGAUUGGAAUAUUUUUCCCAUCUGUUACAGGUAUUAUGGCCGGAUCUAACCGUUCUGGAGAUUUGGCUGACGCACAAAAGAGUAUCCCUAUCGGAACCAUCUGUGCAAUCCUUACUACUUCUACUGUUUACUUGUCUUGUGUGUUACUCUUUGCUGGAACUGUGGAUAACUUGUUGCUUCGUGACAAAUUUGGGCAAUCUAUUGGUGGUAAGCUUGUUGUAGCAAAUAUGGCAUGGCCUAAUCAGUGGGUCAUUCUCAUUGGAUCGUUCCUGUCAACACUCGGAGCGGGGUUACAGUCAUUAACAGGCGCACCACGUUUACUUCAGGCGAUUGCUAAGGAUGAGAUUAUACCGUUUCUUGCACCUUUUGCUGUUUCUUCUAGUCGAGGAGAACCUACCAGAGCCUUACUCUUAACUAUGUGUAUCUGCCAAUGUGGUAUUCUCCUUGGCAAUGUUGAUAUCUUGGCCCCACUUCUGUCGAUGUUUUUCCUUAUGUGCUACGGUUUCGUCAACCUGGCAUGUGCUCUACAAACUCUUUUGAAAACUCCCAACUGGCGACCAAGGUUCCGGUAUUACCACUGGUCUCUGUCACUUGCUGGGCUAGUCUUGUGCAUCUCUAUAAUGUUUAUGACGUCGUGGUUUUAUGCUCUGAUCGCUAUGGGCAUGGCUGGUCUCAUUUAUAAAUACAUCGAAUAUAGAGGUGCUGAGAAAGAGUGGGGUGAUGGUCUUCGAGGUUUAGCGCUUUCGGCAGCUCGCUACUCCCUGUUGCGCCUUGAGCAGGGCCCGCCGCAUACAAAGAAUUGGCGACCACAAGUCCUCGUGCUUGCUAAGCUUAACGAUGAUCUUAAUCUAAAGUACCGCAAGAUGUUAUCUUUUGCCAGUCAACUUAAAGCUGGAAAAGGUCUAACAGUAUGCGUGUCGGUAUUGGGUGGCGAUUUCACACGGCGAGCGGGAGAGGCCAAUACGGCCAGACAAAACUUACGUAAAUGCAUGGAUGAAGAAAAAGUCAAAGGAUUUGUAGAUGUUCUAGUAUCUCACAGCAUUGCUGAUGGUUUAAGUCAUUUCGUUCAAACAACUGGUCUAGGAGGGUUAAAACCGAACACAGUGAUAGUAGGAUGGCCUUAUGGAUGGCGGCAAUCGGAGGAUGAUCGUACAUGGCAAGUGUUCUUACAUACCGUGCGCGUGGUAACCGCCGCCAGGAUGGCAAUGCUUGUUCCUAAGGGAAUCAACUUCUUCCCUGAUUCUUCUGAAAAGAUUUCUGGUAACAUAGAUAUAUGGUGGAUUGUCCAUGAUGGCGGAAUGUUGAUGUUGUUACCAUUCCUACUGAAACAACACCGCUCUUGGAAGAACUGUAAAAUGCGUAUUUUUACCGUCGCACAAAUAGAAGACAAUUCUAUCCAAAUGAAGAAAGACCUGAAGAUGUUCCUCUACCAGCUACGUUUGGAAGCAGAAGUUGAAGUCGUUGAAAUGACUGAUAGCGAUAUCUCCGCUUAUACUUACGAACGUACCUUGAUGAUGGAGCAACGCAAUCAAAUGUUACGCGAACUCAGGCUUAACAAGAAGGAAUCCCUUGGAAUGAUGCAAAAUUUGGUGGACUAUCAUGAACAAAAUGCUGAGGAGAAGUUGCCUCUGGUACAAGCAAUAGUGGAUCACCACCAUGCGGAUGUGAAGACUGCUAGCAAAGUCCGAUUCGCAGAACCUGGCUCCGACCCUCUCCCUGAAGAUGCACCAUCACCGCCUCUAGCAGAAAUCGACGAGAAAGACAAAGAUGAUAAGGACGACUUUCGAAGUAGCUUGUUGCACAUAAUCGAUUCAAUGUGGGACUCGCCCGAUGAACGCUCGCAGUGUGAGUCGCCCUCCGCGCCCCACGACGCCGACAACCACACGGAGCCCAACGCCAACGGCGACGCGCUCAACCCCAAGCCCAACGCCAACGCGCCCACCAUCACCCCUGACGAAGGCACAGUGCGACGGAUGCAUACUGCCGUGAAGUUGAAUGAGGUGAUAGUGUCACGCUCACACGACGCACAAUUAGUCAUACUGAACCUGCCGGGCCCGCCGCGCGACACGAAACUCGAAAGGGAAUCCAAUUAUAUGGAGUUCCUGGAAGUCCUUACCGAAGGGCUCGAGAAGGUGCUGAUGGUGCGCGGCGGCGGCCGCGAGGUGAUCACCAUCUACUCGUGAACGUGCACGGAGCGACCUUGCCUCAGCAAUAUUGCUACAUUUGUUCAAAGUAUCUUUAUUAGACUCUCAGUGAAAACGCUCGCGUUGCGCGCUCUUUACAAAAGUCUGUGUGAUUUGUUCGUAAUUUCGUACUCUGUUUGAAGUUUGAACGUUCGAGGAUUUCGAGUUCACGUCUGGUUGAUCGUUUUGUAUUUAUGUACCUAAGUAUAAAAAUCAAUUCGCGUACUAUUCACGACUCGGACCGCUUUGUUGACUGUUAUAUUUUGUAACAUACCUAUUAUAUUCUCUUACGGUUAUUGUUCGUUUAUUUACAUGUUAGAUUAGAUCAAAAUUUUCUUAUACCUUAUUCGAUGCUUACGAGAUGAUUUUUAAAAAUUUAUUCGCUAUUGUUUACGUACCUAGUAUACCUAUGUUUAAAAAUUUGUGUAAACCUUACGAGCCUUAACCUAGGUUAGCUCCGAAUUUUGUUGUUAUUAUUUAGAUUAGCUAUAUGUAAGUGUGAUUUAUAUUCUAAUGUUACCGACACGCUGUAACGAUUUACUAUGAAUCUUCGAUUUUACUUUUUUUAUAUAAAUGUUGAAAAUUGUAGACAAUUUACAACCGUUUACAAUCAAGGAAGGUUUUAUCUAAAUUAAAUCAACUUUGUAAAUAGUUAUUUUGUUCUAAGAAUAUUACGUCUGCUCAAGUUAAAUAUACCAUGGACUGAACAUUGGUGAACACUUCAAUUAAAUUUUUACUUCUGAAAUCAUUGUAGAGACUAGUCUAGUCAUGUCCCGAAAUUUAUAAAAAUCCACAAAAAAAAUGUAAUCAUGUACUUUUACUUUUCUAUAUAACUUGAGUUAAAUCAUUUAGUUAUCAUCAUCCUUACAUUGUUUUAAAUAGUGAUUAUUUUAUUUACUUACUCGUAGGUAUAAUAUUCCCUAACUUGAAUUAGGCGAAUAAAGGUUUAUUUGGCUUUUCCUCUUAGAUUCAAUUUCUAAACUAGGAAAUUAUUGCGCACAUUCGCGUAGUUAGCUGAUUUUUUACUGUGAUCAUUAUAAAUAAAGAUAAAGAUUAUGUUAUCUAUAAUAUUUAUUAUAUAUACACCGUCGACUUAGGUACGGGUGAUUUAUUCGUAAGAAAAUUAUGAUUCUUCGUAUAUACCUAACUCAUAGUUAUGGUGAGGACAAAACUUCACAUUCCUUGUCAAGAUUUUAGCUUUAAGGCCUAAGUUUAAGAUAUUCGUAUAACUUAAUAUAGAUUUAUAAUUAAAAUGUAGAGAAACUCUCAUUGUGGUCAAUAAUAACAGGUUGCUUUAACUCGACCUAUUUGUACUAAUUAACAUUUUAUGUUAAACUCUACAAAUUAGACUCCUACGUUUUUUAUUUUCUUUGUACAUUAACUAGGCACCUAUAUAUUUGUAGAAGUAUAUUUCUUGUUUUUGUAACUUUAUUUUGAAGUUUUUAUGAAGGAACUACGAGUAAAUUCUACCUAAAUGUGAAGAGUGUUAGUUUACUGCCAAGUAGAAUUCAAUGUUGUAAUUUCCUAGUCCCUAAGCGAUUAGGUAGUUAGUUCUAAAAUAUUUCAUUCGGAAUUUACAUAAUAGGUACUUACUAGGUAAUUAGAUCGGUUGAAAAAUAGAUUUUAAGUCUAGUGCAUGAUAUCACUUUUACGAUUCCUCGAUUCUAAACGUAAAAUAGAAUAGUAAUUAAAUCCUGUCAUUAUGAUGAUAACGCGAUUAAGAUUGAUUAUCUCUAUAUAGUUCAAAAAUCGACUCUAAUGGUAAGGCACAUGGAUAUUUAUCGCGUGAUACAUUUCACAACUUCAAGUUCCAGUAAUAUCCUGAUACCCACUCUUGACGCGCGAGUUACAAUAUACCUAAGCGCCAUCAGGGGCUUGAGUUUUAUUAUUAUUCCAAGGAAGAGAUUAUUAUUUAUUAAUUAGUGUGGAUAAUUUUUCAACAAUCUAUCUUCUUUUCUACUAAUUAGGUCACAAUCCAAUACUAUGGCAUUCCCUAAGCUCGCGCGUUAUCGUACCCAAAACGUCUUAUCACGUCUUUAUGAGACUGUACGCUUGAUUAACUAAUACAAAAAACAUAUACACCUAUGAGUUGAAAUAUUAUAUUCUUCUAUUUAUAGGUAUAUAAACGGAUUUGACACCAAAAAAUUCAUUGGCUAUAAUAUACCUAAUAUUUAUUAUAAAUUAUAAUGUUGAAUAGCACAAUUUGCCUAGGACAAACAAGAAAUAAACUCAUCGCCUAUGCGGUGAAAGAUGAUCCACGAUUUCCGGCUUAAAAUUUAUUAAAAUGAUUAAAGGUAACAACAGAAAAACUAAUAGGUAUAGGUACAUUUACCUAUACGUUCACUCUCCGUUUAAAAAGCUUGUUAGUUUAUUAAUUAAUUUACGUACACCAAGCGAAUUUAAGCGAUUAGGUAACUAAGUACUUACGUCAUAAAAUUUUAGCUUGGGCGUGUGUGAGCUAUCAUAUAUAAAAUUAAUGCUUUAACAUUACUUGGCGAAAAGAUGUACCUACUUAAUAAUAUACGAAAAGGAGAUUCAUCAUAAUAUCCCGGUUAGAGCGAAUAACUAGGAUUAUUUUGCAUAAAGUUUCGGCAUUUUGCAAUAAUUUAUCAAUUAAAUAUUAUCAUUUUACUAAGUGAGCACGAUAGCUUAUUCCGUUUAUCCACCCUAGGGUUGUAUAGAUCUGUGACAUUCAGCGAAUGAAAUCAAAGAAUAAUAAUAAUUAGUUAAUAUCUUGAAUGAGUCUUAUCUAUUGUAGGUACUUAUAUGAGUCUACAUAGUCGAGAAAAAAAAUGGAAGAAAAGUAGGUAAUUCAAUAAAAAAAAUCUGUUAAUCCACCCCCUUCGGGGUGGAUAGACGGACAUACACACUCUAAGGUGGCUGUUUCGGGGUGGAUAAACGGAAUAAACUAGCACAAUCACGAUUGCUUAUUCUAUCGCCAUUACUGAUAUCCAAUUAUUUUUAAAUGGUGAACAAUCUUGUAAAGUGUAACCUAUUAAAAGUGUCACUAACGACAAAACGAAGGCAGAAUUAUAAAAAAAAACCCUUGUUUAUGGUAAUCGCAUUUGUGGGCGAAUGCAACAGACAGCAAAAUGAGCUUUAUAAUCAAUCGAUAGGCGAUAUAUACGCAGUACGCAUUCGCAUUAAGAUACAUCGGUACUUACGAGUUUACGAAAUAUUUGAAAUCUGUAAAUUACUGCCCUAGAUACCUAUGAAGUUUAUACUUCUUAUGUUAUGGAUUGCGUGAUUUGUCGCAGGUGUGAAUAGAGAAGUAUCUAAGAGAUCAAAUAACUGUGAUUUGCCUUCUUAAUUUAAAGGUAUAGCAGUAUAGGUAGGCAUGUCAAUUGCGCAAUCCAAUAUGUAGAAUUGUUUCAAAGUAUGAAUGAUAAAUAGGAAAUUAUUGUCGUUUGCAUUUGUAUGUAUGCAGAUAUUUGUAUCGUUAUUAAUUAAUUAAUACGUGAUACGUUGUGUGAUCUUCUUAAUUGAAGGGUAGGUACUUGAGGUUUGAGUAAACAGAUUUCACUUAAUAUAAUUAAGUAGAUAAGUAUAAAAAUUCCGACAUAAUAUAAAACUGACUAUUCCAAAGUAUGUACCUAAAUACCUAUUUGUUUGUGUUCUUCAUCACAUAGUGAUAUAAAAUUGCAGAUUCAUUAAAAUAGAUGACAUAUCUUCAUUUAAACAUAGCCAUAACUUGAAAUAUAUUUAUGAAUAAUAUACUUACGUAUAGAACUAUUUAUGUCUAUCAAUAGGCACUGAAAAGAAUAAUAUUUAACUUAAGUAUUUAUAUUAAAGAACUCAUUUACCUAGGUAUAGGAGAUAUGCUUAAAUAAGUAAAUAUUUAUUUAACUAUUUUUAUUUAAGCUUAUCUCUUACGUAUGUCUAUUUUUUAUAAAAGAAAUUACGUUUUAGAUUAUAAUAUUAUUUAAUGAGAUAAAUUAUUUACUUGAACUACAAAAUAUGACGCUAUAGUCUAUAAACUAAAGAAUCUGUAUGAGACAAACGAACAUGCGUAAAACAAAAUCACAGUGAUGAUUUUGCAAUGAUGUGGAAACUACAAGUACUUGUGCCAAAAGUCAUUCAUAUUUUGUUGGUUUUAUACCAUUUAGGUAAUCUACUAAGUAGAGUUACCAAAAAAUAUGUCAAAAACAGUUUUAGUUUCAGUGACUGUAAUUAAAUCUUUGGUAUAGCAAAUAUUGCUCUUGGACUAUUUCAUGGUAGAUGAGUCACAUAGUUAGAAAACAUGAAAUUGCACCGUUAGGUACCUCUGAACUUCAUAGUAUAAACUCGUGUUCGUAUUUUCAAUCUUCAUAAAGGAAACUACUUAGAAUAUAACUUGAAAAGUAAACAUAAUUUAUAAUAUUAUGUAAUGUACCUAACUCUAUCGAGUGUCUUGUAAUUUAAUAAUGAAAUGUCUAUUUUAGAUUUUAGGCUGUGAGCCAGCGUAAACAAAUUCAUUAAAAUUUAAUAUUUCAGGCUAGAGUUGCUGUGAUACAUCAUUCGGUUAUAAAAUAUAGAUAAUUUUUUUAACCGGCUGCGGCUUAGAGCAAGCGGAGUGACUACAAAAAGCCAUAAUGUAAACUGCGAUUUCAUCAGGGUGUGGAAGCACCUUUUAAUUACAUAGUAUUCGAUUCCACUUUUUGUUUCGCUACAAAUAGGUACAAUACACGAAAUCAAAUCGACAAAAGUCAAAUAAUGUUUACUUAUUUGUAAUGUAACCAGUGUUUUGAUUUAGACAACCUUUUAAUUUAUCAAUAUUACACCUAAAUAAGAGUUUUAAAAAAUUGUGAAAGUUGUCAGAUAAAUAAUUACUAUAAAUAAAUAAUUAAUUAUUCAAAUAACAAUUCUAGCGUAUUAGCAAACUGAGUAUUUUAAGUGAAAAGAUGUUAUGAGUAAAAUAAUAAAAAUAAAUUAUAAUUCAA
Messenger RNA from Maniola jurtina (meadow brown), 8863 nucleotides. RefSeq names its product solute carrier family 12 member 6 (gene kcc). The record is from RefSeq and is a predicted model, not a curated record. Gene Ontology annotation, molecular function: potassium:chloride symporter activity. The transcript is spliced from 22 exons. NCBI's taxonomy places the organism in Eukaryota, Metazoa, Arthropoda, Insecta, Lepidoptera, Nymphalidae. Gene Ontology annotation, biological process: chloride transmembrane transport; chloride ion homeostasis; cell volume homeostasis. Bases 576 to 3944 code for a protein of 1122 amino acids. Gene Ontology annotation, cellular component: membrane.